This is a messenger RNA of Arachis duranensis, 1070 nucleotides long. RefSeq names its product 60S ribosomal protein L7-1. The coding region runs from base 96 to 833 and encodes 245 amino acids. Gene Ontology annotation, biological process: maturation of LSU-rRNA from tricistronic rRNA transcript (SSU-rRNA, 5.8S rRNA, LSU-rRNA). Gene Ontology annotation, molecular function: RNA binding; structural constituent of ribosome. Lineage: Eukaryota; Viridiplantae; Streptophyta; Magnoliopsida; Fabales; Fabaceae. Gene Ontology annotation, cellular component: cytosolic large ribosomal subunit. The transcript has 6 exons. The record is from RefSeq and is a predicted model, not a curated record.
GGUAUAUAUAUGUAUGGUCUCAACAGAAUUGACGUUAAUCACAUGCCCUAAAUUUCAACCCUCUCUCUGCUACUAUACCUUCUUCGCCGGAGAACAUGGCAGAAGAGGAAUCAAAAGCAUUGAACUUCAUACCAGAGGUUAUACUCAAGAAGCGAAAAAGCAACGAAGCAUGGGCUCUCAGGAAAAAGGCUCAGUUAGAGCGCUCCAACUUCCAAUCUAACAAGAGCAAGGACGCUACCAUCAAAAAGCCCGAGGAUUUCGUUAUUCAAUAUCGCAACAUGGAGCUGGACCUUAUUAGAGUGAAGCGCAGAGUAAAGAGGAAACUUCCACACCUCAACUCAGACUCCAAGUCCUUACUUGUCAUUCGGAUUCACGGGAAAAACGAUAUGCAUCCGAAAACAAGAAAGAAUUUGUACAGCUUGGGGUUGAGAAGAGUAUUCAGUGCUGUCUUUUUGAAGCCAUCAGAUGGAGUGUUGGCCAAGUUGCAGAGGGUGGAACCAUUUGUUACCUAUGGAUACCCAAAUCUUAAGAGCAUAAAGGAGCUAAUCUACAAGAAGGGGCACAUGAAAAUAGAGAAGCGGAAAGUUCCGUUGACAGAUAAUAACAUUAUUGAGCAGGAAUUAGGGAAGUAUGGUAUUGUAUGCAUAGAAGACAUGGUGCAUCAGAUCUAUAAUGUUGGUCCACACUUUAAAGAAGUUAUUCGACUUAUGUGGCCCUUUGAACUCAACAAACCAGUAGGAGGGUUGACAGGAUCAAAAACCCUUUUCAAGGAUGGUGGAGACUCUGGAAAUCGGGAGGAUCUCAUCAACGAAUUAGUCUCUAAAAUGAAUUAACCUCGCUCAUAUAUAUUGUAUCAAAAUUUUGAUCUUGUUUGUGAUGCCCCCCCAAAUCUUGGCUUCAAGGAACUCAUUUUCUAGUUACUAUUGAUAUUGAUGUUCUUUAGACAAAUUAAGUUGUUACUCUCUUUUCUUUUUCUUUGUGUGUUUCGAUUACCAAUUUUUUCCGUCUGAAGUGUUUCAAUUUUAGAGAAGUAAUGUAUUACCGAUGAUAUUUCAGUGUAUUACGACAAA